Labeo rohita (rohu) is the source of this 4491-nucleotide messenger RNA. RefSeq names its product glutamate receptor, metabotropic 6a (gene grm6a). Gene Ontology annotation, cellular component: membrane. Gene Ontology annotation, molecular function: adenylate cyclase inhibiting G protein-coupled glutamate receptor activity. Gene Ontology annotation, biological process: regulation of synaptic transmission, glutamatergic; G protein-coupled glutamate receptor signaling pathway. The coding region runs from base 396 to 3122 and encodes 908 amino acids. Lineage: Eukaryota; Metazoa; Chordata; Actinopteri; Cypriniformes; Cyprinidae. The transcript is spliced from 13 exons. The record is from RefSeq and is a predicted model, not a curated record.
UUUAAGAGAUUUGAUAGAGAUUAGAAGCGGCACAGUGUUGAGAAAUAUUAUAUGUUCGAUACGAAUCUCAUUUGAUGGUGAAAAGGCAGAGCGCGCGCACGCGGACGCGGACGGAACUGCGGAACGCGCGACUGAAUGAAUGAAAGGAUGAAGGAGCUCCGGGCUCUGUAAACGGGUCAGAGGUGAUAUCAGCGGGUCAGAGGUGAUCUCCACAGGUCAGAGGUGAGCUGAACAAUUGGCAAAAGCUUCAGGUGGUUUGAGCGAGUCGAAAUGUCUUCGAGGGUUUGAGGAGAGGUCGUGGAUAUCUCGACAGACUCCUGGAGAAAGUUCAACAUCAGGAUGAACAGGUUCCUCAGAUAGUGGAUGAACACUUGCAUGUUUGAUUCCUGGUCAUUAUGACGUCACAUCCUCCUCCGUCCUCAUUGGACCAUCAGGUUGGGAUGUUCCGGGUUUUAAGCUGGAGCUGCUGUCACUCUACCACUUGGCCACGCCUCCUGUGGAUUCUGUGGGUGUGGCUAAGCCCAUGUUCGUCGGUUCACCAGCACUCGCACCCACAUUCCAUCAAGAUCGCGGGGGACAUCACCUUGGGGGGCCUUUUCCCAGUCCACGCUAGAGGUCAUGCAGGGGUCCCAUGCGGAGAAAUAAAGAAGGAGAAAGGAAUCCACCGGAUGGAGGCCAUGCUGUACGCACUGGACCAGAUCAACAGUGACCCGGAGCUGCUGCCCAACAUCACGCUAGGGGCCCGGAUCCUCGAUACGUGUUCCAGGGACACUUACGCUCUAGAGCAGUCUCUGACAUUUGUCCAGGCUCUCAUUCAGAAAGACACAUCUGACAUCCGCUGCUCCAACGGUGAACAACCAAUCAUACGCAAGCCUGAGCGCGUGGUGGGUGUGAUCGGGGCGUCAGGGAGCUCAGUGUCCAUUAUGGUGGCCAAUGUCCUGCGGCUGUUUGAGAUCCCUCAGAUCAGCUACGCAUCCACAGCACCGGAGCUGAGCGACAACAACCGCUACGACUUCUUCUCUCGCGUGGUUCCUCCAGACUCGUACCAGGCGCAGGCGAUGGUGGACAUCGUGAAGGCGAUGGGCUGGAACUACGUGUCCACGUUAGCGUCGGAGGGGAACUAUGGGGAAAGUGGAGUCGAUGCCUUCAUUCAGAUCUCUCGAGAGGCAGGAGGUCUGUGCAUCGCUCAGUCCAUGAAGAUCCCACGAGAGCCCAAACCAGGAGAGUUUGACAAGAUCAUUAAGAGACUAAUGGAGACCCCCAACGCUCGAGGAGUCAUCAUCUUCGCCCAUGAGGACGACAUCAAGCAGGUCCUGGAAGCUGCAAGGAAGUCCAAUUUGACUGGUCAUUUUAAGUUUGUGGGAUCAGACAGCUGGGGGGCCAAGAGCUCUCCCAUCCUGGACCAGGAGGAAGUGGCUGAGGGUGCCGUCACCAUUCUGCCCAAAAGAGCUUCUAUUGAAGGAUUUGACCAGUACUUCACCACUCGAUCCCUGGAGAACAACCGCAGGAACAUCUGGUUCGCUGAAUUCUGGGAGGACGACUUCAGGUGCAAACUGACACGACCGGGUAUCAAGAUCGACCCAGAAAAGAAGAAAUGCACAGGAGAGGAACGGAUCAGUCGCGAUUCUCAUUACGAACAAGAGGGCAAGGUUCAGUUUGUGAUCGAUGCGGUUUACGCUAUGGCUCACGCUUUGCACAACAUGCACCAGGAUUUGUGUCCGGGAGCCACGGGCGUUUGUGAUAAGAUGGACCCGGUGGAGGGACGUCUGCUGCUCAGCUACAUCCGCUCCGUCAACUUCAACGGUAGUGCUGGCACGGCCGUUCUGUUCAAUGAAAACGGAGAUGCUCCUGGACGCUAUGACAUCUUUCAGUACCAGAUGACCAACACCAGCAAUCCUGGAUACAGAGUGAUCGGCCAGUGGACCAAUAACCUGCGACUCAACGUGGAAGAGAUGCAGUGGACCGGCGGGUCGCGUCAGAUCCCCGACUCGGUUUGCAGUUUUCCGUGCCGCUCGGGCGAGAGGAAGAAGAUGGUGAAGGGCGUCCCGUGCUGCUGGCACUGCGAGCUCUGCGACGGCUAUCAGUUCCAAGCCGACGAGUUCAACUGCGAGAUGUGCCCUUUCGACAUGCGUCCGACCCCGAACCGCACGGCCUGCCGCCCGACUCCCAUCAUCAAGCUGGAGUGGCACUCGCCCUGGGCCGUGAUCCCUCUGUUCCUGGCCAUUCUCGGCAUCCUGGCCACCCUGUCCGUCAUCGUCACCUUCGUCCGCUUCAACGACACCCCGAUCGUGAGGGCCGCGGGCCGCGAGCUCAGCUACGUGCUCCUGACGGGAAUCUUCCUCAUCUACCUCAUCACCUUCCUGAUGAUCGCCGAGCCGGGGACGGUGGUGUGCGCCUUCCGCAGGCUGCUGCUGGGGCUGGGCAUGUGCAUCACGUACUCCGCCAUGCUUACGAAGACCAACCGGAUCUACCGCAUCUUCGAGCAGGGCAAGAAGUCCGUCACGCCGCCAAAAUUCAUCAGCCCCACGUCGCAACUCAUGAUAACCUUCAUACUGAUCUCAGUACAGGUCGUGGGUGUGUUCGUCUGGUUCGGCGUGAUGCCGCCUCACACCAUCGUGGACUACGAGGAGCAGCGGCCGCCCAAUCCGGAGUUGGCGCGUGGCAUCCUGAAGUGUGACAUGUCUGAUUUGUCGCUCAUCUGUUGCCUGAGCUACAGUAUCGUGCUGAUGGUCACCUGCACCGUGUACGCGGUCAAGAGCCGAGGCGUGCCCGAGACCUUCAACGAAGCUAAACCCAUCGGCUUCACCAUGUACACCACCUGCAUCGUCUGGCUGGCGUUCGUGCCUAUUUUCUUUGGCACGGCACAGUCCACUGAGAAGAUGUUCAUCCAGACGACGACGCUGACCGUGUCCAUGAGUCUGAGCGCCUCCGUGUCUCUGGGGAUGCUCUACAUACCGAAAGUCUACGUCAUCAUCUUCCACCCGGAGCAGAACGUGCAGAAGCGCAAGCGCAGCUUCAAGGCUGUGGUUCAAGCCGCCACCAUGUCCUCGCGCCUCUCGCAGAAAUCCAUCAAUGACAAGCAGAACGGAGAGACCAAGAUCGAGCCAGACAGGACGCAGUAACAGGUACUAAGAUAUAGAAAGAUAUAUUUGCUUGUGACAACUAGCCCCGGUGACCCUUGGAACAGCUGUUUGGAUCUUAAAUCACUAAGGAACAGAGUCAAAGGAAGAGUUUUGCUGGGUUGUAUUUUGUGAUGCCAGGUGAGGACGUUAAAUAAAGCCGAUGUUACUGACUGUGAAGCACAAACUGCUAACGCUGCGAACAGAAACUACUUUAUUGAGCAUCUUUGUCGAACACUUGAAAUGCUUCAUAGAUACAGUAGAAUGUGCCCAAAAGCCUUUCUCAUCCAGAGGAUUUUUGCGGAUCGCACCGUGCAAUUUGGAAAAAUCUUUUUUUGUCCCAUUUUUACCUCAGAAAGAGUAUUGUGUGGUUAUUGUGUUGAAGUUUUAGCAUGAGACAUGUACAGCGCUGCAACUAACCAAGUAAAAACUUAAUGAACGACCAUCGGAUUUGAUAAAAACACUGAAGAAAAACGCUCCUCACCUCUAACCGUACAGCAAAGUCACUGCUUUGUCAGCUCAUAAUACACCAUUUUAUUUUAGAUCGUAAGCUUCAAGAAUGAAUUAGACACUAUUCUGAGCCAGUUGUGUAUUUGAUUGUUUGUGCAUCUUAUAUAUUAAUAUUUAUUUCAAUGAUUCUAUAGGUGUAAUUUAUUAGCUCUUUUAUUUAUUUCUCUUUUGCAAAUAAUGUAUUUAUUUAUGUAAUGUUGAUGAUUGAUCUCACUGGCCAAAGACAUGUUGGUGCUUUUAUAAAGAAACCUGUAGGAAAGGACAGAAUUAAAUAUCAGUGCAGCAUCCAGAAAGCACCAUGUUAAAGAACACUGUACAGUUUAACCAUUGUAAAUAGAGGAAUCUGCCGAAGGUUUAAUGGAUGUGUUAUUUUGUGUUUUUUUGAGGCGGUUCUUUGGUGUUCGACUGACAAUAUGCAUGGGAAACUCUAUCUGAAAAGUCUCACUGUGUUACGUGAGUAACACGACAGCUGUGUUUUGCUCGCAUCACGUUCAAGAAAUGUACUUUCUGUCUUUCUAUUUGCUAUUUUUUACAUCGGUGUUUUAGGAUGUCCAUAUAUUCAUAUUGCUUAAGUAAACGCAACACUACAGCACUGGCUGUGUCUAUGAAGAUGUCAUAUUUGAAGCAGUGUUGAUGUUGAAUGGUACAAUCGAUAACAGAAAGAGCAAAGCAAUCAGUUGUAAUUAAAAAGGACUGCUGAUGGUCAGAAAGCUUUGCCACAAUGACUCCUGCUAACAGUGGGACGCUGUGCCGUGAAUAAAACUCAUUGUUUUCUCAAUCUUUCUUAGUUCAGUGUUUCUGUUCAUUCAAUAAAGCCCUACAGCAAGAUGUUUGAUAGAAAAUACAUAUGGUCGUGUGUGCU